CUUCUUUGAGCCAUGAAUCCAGCCGUUAAGUUUUCGCAGCACCGGAACCACACCAAACUGGUCUCUAAUUCCGAAGCCGAGGGUGUUCGGCCGAGGAUUGUGAGGAUUUCUGUCACUGACGGCGACGCUACCGAUUCCUCCAGCGACGACGAGCCGGAGACGUUCUUUGGGCGGCAGAGAGUGAAGAAGUAUGUGAAUGAGAUUUCGAUUGAGUCGUGUUCAAGAGAGGCUGAGGAGGAGGCGGCGGUUUGUAAGAGCAGGACGUCCAGGACGGUGAGGAAGAAGACCGCCGGAAAAACCGUGGCUCCGGUGACUCACCGGACCUUGAAGCCCGCGCCCGGGAAGAAGUUCCGGGGAGUGAGGCAGCGGCCGUGGGGGAAAUGGGCUGCCGAAAUCAGAGACCCGUUCAGGCGAGUACGGCUGUGGUUAGGCACGUACGACACGGCUGAGGAAGCAGCUAUGGUGUACGACAACGCGGCCAUUCAGCUGCGUGGACCUCACGCGCUCACCAACUUCCACUCUCCUCCGGCGGUCACUGACGAGCCCGAUGCCGACAUUAUGUCCGACGUCAAACCGGUCAUCAGUUACGGCUACAAUUCCGGCGAGGAGUCACACAACACCAUCUGCUCCCCAACCUCCGUGCUCCGCUGUCCCUCGCCGUCAAACGAAGACGUCUCGUCGUCGCCGAGCCCGAAACACCUGCAACCCAAACAAGAACAACAACUCCAACAAGUCCAAGAUGUCCAAGAAGACUCUUGUGUUUCCGAGAACUUCUCGGAGCUCUCGGACCACACCAGCUUCGAGAGCUUCAUCUCGGACGACAUAUUCGAUUUCCAGACUACAAUACCAGAUUUCUUCGAAGAGACGAGUGUUUUCAAAGAAAACAACAACAGCUUCUGCGAUUUCGGAAAUUUCGGCGACAUCUUCACCGAAUCAGCUAUGGAUUUCGGGUUCGGAUCCUCCGGCAGCACAACCUGUGACUACUUCCAAGACAUCGGCGACCUCUUUGCCUCCGACCCUCUUGUUGCUCUGUGA
Messenger RNA from Fragaria vesca subsp. vesca, 1035 nucleotides. RefSeq names its product ethylene-responsive transcription factor CRF2-like. Gene Ontology annotation, biological process: regulation of DNA-templated transcription. Lineage: Eukaryota; Viridiplantae; Streptophyta; Magnoliopsida; Rosales; Rosaceae. Gene Ontology annotation, molecular function: DNA-binding transcription factor activity; DNA binding. Bases 13 to 1035 code for a protein of 340 amino acids. The transcript has a single exon. The record is from RefSeq and is a predicted model, not a curated record.